Myodes glareolus (Bank vole) is the source of this 2515-nucleotide messenger RNA. The record is from RefSeq and is a predicted model, not a curated record. Lineage: Eukaryota; Metazoa; Chordata; Mammalia; Rodentia; Cricetidae.
UCGCAGGGAGCACUUCCGGGAGGCCCUUCUGCUAGUGAGGCGGCGUUACUGUCCCGUGGAAUCCUCCAGUGAAGAUGGGGAAAGUGAGGGCGCUGCGGGCACGUGUGCAUCGGGCGGCCGUGAGGCCCGACGGGGAGGCUCCGCCCGGCCCUGUGCCCCGCGCCCUGGAGCCGGCCGUCCCACAAGUCUCGGCGGGCGGAGCGGGAGCAAAGGACUGGACAUUGGUUCACAAUGACAUCUUUGCCAGGACACAGAUAGACCCUAGUGCCUUGGUGCAGAGGCUGGAGCUGGACCAGAAGAGUGUGGUGUCCCUAAAGAAAGGUACAGAGCCAAAGACCAUUUUGCCCAAGAAGGAAAAACUGAGGCUUCGCCAUGAGCGGUGGCUACAGAAAAUUGAAGCCAUCAAGCUGGCUGAUCAGAAGCUCAAGGAGGAGCGAAGGCGCAAGGCCACGGUGGUGGUGGGCGACCUGCACCCCCUGAGGGAUGCCCUGCCUGAGCUGCAGGAACUGGAGGCCAGUCGACAGCAGCAAACCAGAAGGAGGGUGACCAGCAAGCCCAGGCCAGUGGAGCUUAGCCGGAUGAGUACAGCCCAGAGACAGCAGCUCCUUGAGGAAGAAAGGACCCGUUUUCGGGAGCUGCUGGCCAGUUCAUCCUACAGAGCCAGUCCCCUGCUGGCCAUCGGGCGGCAGCUGGCCCACCAGAUGCAGCUGGAAGGUGGCAACCAACUCUAACCAGGACAGUGUGUGCUGUGAGAUCCUUGGACUCACAUGUGGGUAGAGGUGCCAGCAGCUCUUGAAUUCUGUCCUGUACCUGCGUGGCCGCCUGACCAGUCUGAGACCUAGGGAAGGGGACGGAAGAGCUGCUGGAGGACAAAUAAAGUGACCUGUGGCCUGUGCUUCUGUGACCUGCAGCCUUCUGGGGCUUCACUUCCCACUGAGAGCCAGCCACGCCUGGAUUUCCGGCACUGACCUGAUUCUGGGACAGCUGUCCUGGGCAUCUGCAGAACAAGCCCAGGGUCCCCCGCUAGUGGGGGGUGGGGGAGAGGAGUUGGGUGGUUGCUCAUGUGUAGAUUUGCAGGGGCUAUCCCAGUGUGAAUGGGGCCUAUCAAGUAAUUCCAUCCCUGAGACCAUGGCACUACUCCCCAACUCUGUUUGGGACCCUGGUCACAACAGGGCAGCCCAGCUGGCUGCCUUGCUUCUCACAUGGUCUGCCUUCACCCAGGCCACACCUACUUGUGGCUUUGGCUUCUCUCAGCCCAGGCUGCUCGCUGCUGCCAUUUAGUACAAUGAUCAGGGAAACAAGUGGUCCCGCCUGGAGGCAGAACAGGCCCAGCCCUGUGGUCGCUUGACUGGUGGCAAGAUAGACUCGUGUUAACAUUUGUGGGCUCUCAGGAUGUGAAAGGCAAGGGCAGCACCCACAGAUCCCAUCACCCACACUGACCCAUAUCCCACCUUACAUCUGGAAGGUGCUGAUGUGACUUCUCACCCCCCCCACCCCAAGGUGAUCCCUAGACUUUUACAGGGGCACCCACAUGCUCAGGCCUCAUCCUCAUAGGUCUCCUGCCCCAUAAGUGAGGACUAGCAGCAGUGGAGCCUGGGCAGAGCAGAUGAGGACCCCAGUCCUGGUAUGGACAUCAUAGGGCCUUGGUGAAGGUAAGAGAGAAUAGAUCUGAACUGGGUGUGGCAGAGGCAGACAGAUCUCUGAGUUCAAGGCCAGCCUGAUAUACAGAGCAAGUUCCAGGACAGCCAGAACUACACUGUCUCAAAAACAAACAAAUAAAUUAACUAAUUAAAAAAAAAAAAAGUGUGGCAAGGCCUGGUCACAGACUCAGAUUCCUUCUGUCAGAGGCCAUUUCCCAUUUCAGCCAUCUGCUGAGACACUGGAGCUGCCUUGCUGGCGGGGACUAGGGGCUCAUGAAGAGAAACCAUGUGUGCCUUAACCCACCUGUGGUGCAAGUGCUGUUCUGUGUGGCUGGCACUGCUUACAGUUUCCUGUCUUCACACUCUGUGUGCUGAGGUUUCUGGGAUACGACUUGAAGUGACCCCAGUCUGGCCCUGGUUGCUAACGCACUUUCAUGAUGCCUGCUGCAACCUAGGGCCAUCCUUCAGGGUUCUACCUGGGAGAGCAUUCCACAGGCCAACUUCAUGUACAGGACAAUUGCAGCAGGUCAGGGCCAGUCCAGCAGAGGACACGUGCAUGGACUGAGCAGGAGAGAAGUCAAGCGGGCAUCACUGGAACUGCCUCAGAAACGCUGCAAAGGAGUGGCCCAAGGUGACGGUGUGUGAGAGCAGAGUGUCUCUCAGCUGGCCAGAGACUGAACACCGCGGGCAGGCAGGGGUUUGUUGGCUGUGGUUACCCUAUUUUACUUCAGGCAAAGCAUGUGCUCUCACACGGAUGGACGCGGACGGCAGAUCCAAAGAAAGCGGUUCCCUGCGUGGGUGAUGGAAGUUUGCUGUUUUUGUAUUUCUUGAUCUUUAUAGAAUGAAUUACAUAGCAAUACAUUUCUGUGAAAACA